This is a messenger RNA of Puntigrus tetrazona (Sumatra barb), 3714 nucleotides long. RefSeq lists its product as uncharacterized. Lineage: Eukaryota; Metazoa; Chordata; Actinopteri; Cypriniformes; Cyprinidae. The transcript is spliced from 14 exons. The record is from RefSeq and is a predicted model, not a curated record. The coding region runs from base 36 to 2870 and encodes 944 amino acids.
UUCAGAGCUGUUCAAGUUAAUAAGCCAGAUGAACCAUGAUUGUACAUCAUGCAAACGCAGCAUGUGAUCUAGGAGGCUCUGUCGUGGGAGGAUUCACACCUUUACAGUUCUGCUGUCUACAGAUCAUAGCAGCUGGUUUUAUUAGAUCAGACACCGAACAGUUGAAGAAAAUGCUUCACGUGUUUGUUUUGCUCUGUUUGGGCUGCUACCUUCAGAAUGGUGUGUUCGGUGAGUCGGUGUCGGUGACGGAGGGAGAUUCUGUCACUUUAUACACUGGCGUUACUGAAAUACGUGAAGGCGAUGACAUACUGUGGAAAUAUGGAGCUGAACUCAUAACUAAAAUUAAAAAAAGAAGAAAUUCUUCUCCAAGUUACACUUUUGACAGGAGAUUUAGUGACAGACUGAAGGUGGAUCAUCAAACUGGAUCUCUGACCAUCACGAACAUCACGACUCGGCACGCUGGAGAUUAUCAGCUAGAGAUCACUGGAGUGAAUCUGAUAUCUAAAACAUUCAGCGUUUCCAUCUAUAAUCGUCUGCCUGUUCCAGCCAUCAGCAGUAACUCUUCACAAUGUUCUUCAACAUCAUCCUCAUCCUCACCAAAUUGUUCGUUGUUGUGUUCGGUGGUGAACGUGGGUCAUGUGACUCUCUCCUGGUACAAAGGAAACAGUUUAUUGUCCAGCAUCAGUGUGUCUGAUCUCAGCAUCAGUCUCUCUCUACCUCUGGAGGUGGAAUAUCAGGAUAAAAACACCUACAGCUGUGUGAUCAACAACCCCAUCAGAAACCAGACCACACAUCUGGACAUCAGUCAGCUCUGUCACACGUGUUCAGUCUCAGUCUCUCUGAUAGCGCUGAUCUCUGCUGCUGGAUCUUUGUUGAUUAUAGUCGCUAUAGUUGUGAUCUGCUGCAUCUGCAGGAAAGGUAUUGAAAAGUCCAGACCCAGGAGAAAAGCAAAACCGAUUCUGCAUUGUGUAAAACGACAAAAAAAGAAAUGGUAUUUCAGCAUUAUGUUACAUAAGUGUUUUACUUCAUCAAAGGAGCACUGCGGCAACAGUCUAUUAUUGUCUGCAAUAGCUGUUUUGAAUUUCAUUUUAUUUUUGCUUUUCUCAACUUCAUAUGUGAAUGAAGCUGAUUUUAGGCCUUGCGCAACAUCAGAAGCUUUAAUCAGUGAAAAAUGUGAUUGUUUUCCAGGUGUGUUCAGCGAGUCGGUGUCAGCGAUGGAGGGAGAUUCUGUCACUUUAUACACUGGUGAUAAUAAAAUGCAUGAAGGUGAUGACAUACUGUGGAAAUAUGAAGCUGGGAAGUCGCACAUAGCUAAAAUUAAGAAAACGAAGCAUAUUGUUCUCACAUAUAAUGAUACUUAUGAGAGAUUCAGAGACAGGCUGAAGCUGGACGAUCAAACUGGAUCUCUGACCAUCAUGAACAUCUCAACUCAACACGCUGGAGAAUAUCAAGUAGAGAUAAGUGGAGCAAAAAUUACAUUAAAAACAUUCAGUAUUUCUGUCUAUGCUCGUCUGCCUGUUCCUGUCAUCAGUAGUAACUCCUCAAACUGUUCUUCAUCUUCAUCAAAUUGUUCAUUGUUGUGUUCGGUGGUGAACGUGGGUCAUGUGACUCUCUCCUGGUACAAAGGAAACAGUUUAUUGUCCAGCAUCAGUGUGUCUGAUCUCAGCAUCAGUCUCUCUCUACCUCUGGAGGUGGAAUAUCAGGAUAAAAACACCUACAGCUGUGUGAUCAACAACCCCAUCAGAAACCAGACCACACAUCUGAACAUCAGUCAGCUCUGUCACACGUGUUCAGUUCCUCUAGACUCAGUCUCUCUGAUUGUGUUGAUCUCUGUUUCUGCUGGAUCUCUGUUGUUAGUAGCUGCUCUCGGGAUCUUCUGCAUCUGCAAAAAACACAGAAAAACUGAUCAAGAAGUUGAGACUUGUGAAGAAGAGAUCAUUUAUGCAGAGACGACAUUCAACAAAAGAGUCAAACGGAAAUCGUUUGGUUCUGCAAAAAAUGAAAUGCAGUCAGUGAUGGAGGGAGAUUGUGUCACUCUAAAUACAGAUGUUACUGAAAUACAUGAAGUUCAAGAUAUAUUUUGGAAGUAUAGAGAUGAAAACUCUCUUCUAGCUAAACUUAAUAUAGAAAUUCAAAUGGUCUACACAUAUGAUGAUGUUCUUGAUGGGAGAUUCAGAGACAGACUGAAGCUGGAUCAUCAAACUGGAUCUCUGACCAUCACGAACAUCUCAACUCUACACGCUGGAGAAUAUCAAGUAGAGAUAAGUGGAGUGAAAGCAACAUUAAAAACAUUCACUGUUUCUGUCUAUGCUCAUCUGCCCAUUCCUAACAUUACCAGAGAUUUUUCACAAAAUCUUUCAUCAUCAGCAUCAUCAUCAUCAUCUUCAACAUCUUGUUCGUUGUUGUGUUCGGUGGUGAACGUGGGUCAUGUGACUCUCUCCUGGUACAAAGGAAACAGUUUAUUGUCCAGCAUCAGUGUGUCUGAUCUCAGCAUCAGUCUCUCUCUACCUCUGGAGGUGGAAUAUCAGGAUAAAAACACCUACAGCUGUGUGAUCAACAACCCCAUCAGAAACCAGACCACACAUCUGGACAUCAGUCAGCUCUGUCAGAUAAGUUCAGCACCGGUCUAUCUGAUAGCGCUGACCUCUGCUGGAUUUCUGUUGAUUUUAGCUGCUGUCGGGAUCUUCUGCAUUUGCAGGAAAUACAGAAAAAAUGAUCAAGAAGUUCUCAGAGCUGACGAUGCAGCAGAUCAGAAUCACGACAAAGACAUCAUAUACACUGAUCUGACCUUCUACAGAAGAAAUCCACAAACAGUGAGGGCUACGGAGGACAGUCAUGUGGUGUAUGCACCUAUCUGCAUGAGAAGAUGAAACUUUCCUGAAUACGAGUCCCUUUCGCUAGACGCUUGGAUUCAGCAUGUGAUUUCUAGAAGUUACAGACAAUUCUUUUUAAUUGAUGGGAAUCCAGUCUGAUAUGUAGAGACCUGAAAUCAUCUAUUCUGGAACAGAAUCUAAACAUUAACACAUGCUAUUAUGACAUAUACUAUUCUCACUGUUGACUGAAACUCGCAUGUUUUUUAUACCUUUGCACAAGUGCCUAUUUUUAAACAUCGGUGGUUGCCAUGUAUUCAAGAGCACUUUAGAGGAAAAGCGUGUGGUUAAAGGUAUUUCUUUCUGUUCGUGGCUGCUAUUGUGAAACUCACCGUUUAACACACGCGCAUGAUCAUCCUUGGUCUAACAUAAUAAAUGACCUCGCAUCAAACAGUGAAGCCUGACAGUUUGAAAUGUGAAAAUAUCAAACAUUUACUUUUCUACGCUUCAUUUCUGUGCACAAAUUAGGAACCUGUUCUUAAAAAAGCGCGUGCUCCUGCAUUUCCUUUUUCAAAACGCAUUCAGUGAGGUGAUAUGACAGCAGCGCAUGAAGAGAAGUAUCUGUGUGUGAGCACUAGAGGGCAGUUUCUGAGAAGACUGUUUCAUGUAAUCAUCAUCUUAAAAAGGAAAAAAAGAGUCCACUGUGGUAUUGAUUGUUUUCAUCUCUGUAGAAAUGUGGUUUGAUCUGCUGAUAGUCUGUGCAUGAGAAUGUGUCGUGUUUGUGAGGCUGACUUGAAAAAAAGUGUUUCUAGGUCAGUAACCUGUGGUUCAAAAGGAUUUUUUCCUGUUCUUGCUUAAAUGAAACUGAAACCACUAUUUCAUACUGAACACAUCAAGUUAAGAC